UGUACAUGAUGUAUCAUAGCUGCUUAUAUAAACGUGCAUUAGCGGCCUGAAUCCCGAGCCACAAACGCGAUUUGGCCUUGUUAGCCACAAAGUCGGCGCGUGUCAAAAGUUAGGUAUGAAUCCACUGUUUACCUGUAUUAUUGGAAAAACAUCCACACUCAUGAGCUAUAAAAUCCCAAUUUCAGCCCACAUACCGCCAACAACCCUUCCACCGAUCCUCGCAGCAAACUGAACUUCGUGCAGUACUUAACAUAUCCCCGGUACCAAUGGAGUUUUAACAGACUGCAAGAUCGUACAGGAUUAACUCUGUCCGCUCCUUUUGAUACACUCAGGCAACGUUUGUUCUGGUUAUCCUCGUCGAGAUUCUCUCCCACUAUUGCCCCUCGUUUUCUGUCGUUACCCCCCAACCCACACCACUAUUUAAACGCUCGAGUAAAUAGCAACCGAGUCCAACUUCUUUGGUGCAGGUUACCCCCCAGUAUUCGAGAUUCCCAUAAUCAUCUAACGCCCCUCCUCCAAUCCAAAUUUUGUUUCUUACAUUCCUUCGAUCCAAUUCAAUUCUAGUGCAGUAGUAGCCAUUCUUGAAAAUGGAUAACUACCAGAAACUUGAGAAGAUUGGCGAAGGCACUUAUGGUGUCGUCUAUAAAGCCCGAGACUUGGCCCAUGGCGGUCGUAUCGUCGCAUUGAAGAAGAUUCGUCUCGAAUCUGAGGAUGAGGGUGUUCCUAGUACCGCCAUCCGAGAGAUCUCUCUGCUCAAGGAGAUGCGUGAUCCCAACAUCGUCAGACUGUUUAACAUCGUCCAUGCCGAGGGCCACAAGCUCUACUUAGUCUUCGAGUUUCUCGACCUCGAUCUGAAGAAGUACAUGGAGGCGCUUCCCGUCAGCGAUGGUGGUCGCGGUAAAGCUCUACCUGAAGGGUCGGGGCCCGAACUGGGACGUCUUGGGCUGGGUAGUAACAUGGUUCGCCGAUUUAUGACCCAGCUUUGCGAAGGAAUACGAUACUGUCAUAGCCACCGAAUCCUGCACCGAGAUCUCAAGCCGCAGAACUUGCUGAUUAACCGCGAUGGAAACCUGAAGCUUGCCGAUUUUGGUUUGGCGCGUGCUUUUGGAGUGCCCCUUAGAACAUACACCCACGAGGUCGUUACGCUCUGGUACCGAGCUCCGGAGAUUCUGCUUGGUGGUCGACAGUACUCCACAGGUGUUGACAUGUGGUCCGUAGGCUGUAUCUUUGCAGAGAUGUGCACCAGGAAACCGUUGUUCCCCGGAGACUCGGAGAUCGACCAGAUUUUCAAGACCUUCCGCUUACUGGGUACUCCUACUGAGGAGGUAUGGCCUGGAGUUACUUCUUACCCUGACUUCAAAGCUUCGUUCCCUAAAUGGAUACGCGACCAUUCGACGGUCUUGUGCUCGAACCUCGAUGACAACGGUCUCGAUCUUCUAGAAGCUCUGCUCGUAUACGAUCCCGCCGGUCGAAUUUCUGCCAAGCAAGCCUGUCACCACCCCUACUUCUCUGAUGUACCUCGCCAAUCGACCCGGUAUGGAAGUAAUGGACACGCUUAAGUUAUAUUUCGUCUUGUUGAAUGAACUAGGCAUCUUACGACUCGUCCAAAGCAAAGUAUGCUUACUUAUACGGAGCAUUAGUAUUGCCUUUCAGGAUACGGCGACUCGGGCAUUAAACAACGUCGACAAUACUAUGUAACACUAUCAUCAGAUUGUUCUUUAUCAGGAAUACUCUGUGUCUCCUACGCCUUGAGCGGAUUUGUGGAGGAAGUAUCCUCUUCCUGGGUUUUCCCAUGCUUUCGCAACCUAUGCAGUCCAUGGACGAUGACUUUACAUGGCGUUAGGAGGAGGGACUCGGCAUUCGAGAGGAGUCAGGAAGGAAAGGGAACUAUGCAUAAAGAAUGGUUUCUUUUUCCCCUUGGGGGUUAUGGAUACGGCGGCAUGAUGAUCAUAGGUCUUCGGAUCUUCUCGCCGGACCGGAAAUGCCCCCUUUUUCGUUUUCUUUUGUCUGAACUCUGAUCUAGUUGCUCGGCUUCAGAGAUGCUGUAUUUACCAUUGCAUGCCUAGGUAGGAUGAAGCAAUUAAGAUUUGUUACAUUCUCCGCUUGAUGAGCUUGACGAUUCCGUUCUUAUGCAUAUCUUAUAAGGGUUUACCCAUAAUAUGUAGAAAUGUCCUGUAGGCACAUAUUCCUUAUACAUGCAUCAGCUGGCUUAGGCGCACAUAUAUGUGGG
Molecule: messenger RNA, 2230 nt
Organism: Daldinia decipiens
Lineage: Eukaryota; Fungi; Ascomycota; Sordariomycetes; Xylariales; Hypoxylaceae
Product: Pkinase-domain-containing protein
Exons: 3
Coding region: 588-1559 (323 amino acids)
Biological process (GO): regulation of G2/M transition of mitotic cell cycle; signal transduction; regulation of gene expression
Cellular component (GO): cyclin-dependent protein kinase holoenzyme complex; nucleus; cytoplasm
Molecular function (GO): cyclin-dependent protein serine/threonine kinase activity; ATP binding; cyclin binding
Source: RefSeq, a predicted model, not a curated record